This is a messenger RNA of Pteronotus mesoamericanus, 4276 nucleotides long. It is a transcript of the gene GAS7, whose product is annotated as growth arrest specific 7. Gene Ontology annotation, biological process: neuron projection morphogenesis; actin filament polymerization. Gene Ontology annotation, molecular function: actin filament binding. Lineage: Eukaryota; Metazoa; Chordata; Mammalia; Chiroptera; Mormoopidae. The transcript has 14 exons. Gene Ontology annotation, cellular component: actin filament; cytoplasm; plasma membrane. The record is from RefSeq and is a predicted model, not a curated record. Bases 525 to 1775 code for a protein of 416 amino acids.
AACAUUCCCCAGCAGGGCUUGGGCAGGCCCAGGGAGUCCCGCCUAAAAUACAGCGGACAAAGGCGCUCUUGUCCACGGGCCUGGGGGUGGGAGGCAUCUGGUCAGUGACACAGGCUUGGCCAUUGUAUGUCGUGACCUCAGCCAACUUUUUUUAGCUGAGAAAGGGGAAAAAGAGAGAAAGUGUUUUAAAAAAGAGAGAGAGAAAGAAAGCCUCGAGAAACGUUGCAUCUGGAAAGUCCAGAGUGCGUUGCUGAUUUCCCCAUGAGAGCGGGAGCAGCUUGGAAGGAACUGUGCAAUGUAGUGGCUUCUUUGUGAAAGAGCAGCAGAGAGAAAAGCCACAGGAACAUCCUCCAGGGUGCCCAGAGCACUGACUCUGGGGUAGCUGCUUGCCUCAGCCUCAUUUCCCGCAGAGGGUGCCACGUGGAGGAAGCUGGCGGGGGCCCAGCCCUGAGUCUGGGGACUUCAGACAGGACCUGAGUCUCUCUUCCGAGUUAGCAACCCCAAAGAAGAUUAGCUGACCCCCGAUGAAGCCUGGAAUGGUCCCCCCUCCGCCCGGAGAGGAAAGCCAGACCGUCGUCCUCCCGCCGGGCUGGCAAAGCUACUUGUCGCCUCAGGGCCGGCGUUACUAUGUCAACACGACCACCAAUGAGACCACCUGGGAGCGUCCCAGCAGCUCUCCUGGGAUUCCAGCCAGCCCUGGCACUCACAGGAGCUCUCUGCCUCCAACAGUGAAUGGAUACCACGCAUCGGGGACCCCAGCACACCCUCCCGAGACUGCCCACAUGAGUGUCCGCAAAUCCACCGGCGAGUCCCAGAACCUGGGAUCCUCGUCACCAGGCAAAAAGCAGAGCAAGGAGAACACCAUCACGAUAAACUGCGUGACCUUCCCUCACCCAGACACGAUGCCAGAGCAGCAGCUGCUGAAACCAACGGAGUGGAGCUAUUGCGACUAUUUCUGGGCUGAUAAGAAGGACCCCCAGGGCAACGGCACUGUGGCUGGGUUUGAACUGCUGCUCCAGAAACAACUGAAGGGCAAACAGAUGCAGAAGGAGAUGUCAGAAUUCAUUCGGGAAAGGAUAAAGAUCGAAGAAGAAUAUGCGAAGAACUUAGCUAAGCUCUCCCAGAGCUCCUUGGCCGCACAGGAGGAAGGCUCCCUGGGAGAAGCGUGGGCGCAGGUGAAGAAGAGCCUCGCGGACGAGGCGGAAGUUCAUCUCAAGUUCUCCGCCAAGCUUCACAGCGAGGUAGAGAAGCCCCUAAUGAACUUCCGUGAGAACUUCAAGAAAGACAUGAAAAAGUGUGACCACCACAUCGCUGACCUCCGCAAGCAGCUUGCCAGCCGCUACGUUGCCGUGGAGAAGGCCCGGAAAGCCCUCACGGAGCGACAGAGAGACCUGGAGAUGAAAACCCAGCAGCUGGAGAUCAAGCUGAGCAACAAGACGGAGGAGGACAUCAAGAAGGCCCGGAGGAAGUCCACGCAGGCUGGAGACGACCUCAUGCGCUGUGUGGACCUCUACAACCAGGCCCAGUCCAAGUGGUUUGAAGAAAUGGUGACCACCACGCUGGAGCUGGAGCGGCUGGAGGUGGAGAGGGUGGAGAUGAUCCGCCAGCACCUGUGCCAGUACACACAGCUGCGGCACGAGACAGACAUGUUCAACCAAAGUACAGUCGAGCCUGUGGACCAACUGCUUCGAAAAGUGGACCCAGCCAAAGACAGGGAGCUGUGGGUCAGAGAGCACAAGACGGGCAACAUCCGCCCUGUGGACAUGGAGAUCUAGACGGGCACGUGCGGCCCCGGGGGUCCUGCCAAGGACAGGGGCUGGGGGUCCCAUGGAGAGGAGGUGGUGGUUCCCGCCACGGGGCCUGCUGCCAGCUGGAGCUGCCCUCCCACCCGCUCCCCUGGCCCACUGAGGAGAGAGAGGGCGGGGUGUGGGCUGCAGCUCGUGGUCCAGAAGGGCGGCCCGGAUGGCCCCGUGGGAGGUCCCCAGUGUUCCCAGGCCAAGAAGAUGGAUCCACAGCCCCGCCCUUGUCUCUGAGGCUGAAGAUCCCCAACUUCCAUGCUGUGCUUUCUGCUUUGAGAACGAACUGAGGCUGGAACUUUGUGGUCCCUGAUGAGUACCAUAGGGGUCAUCUCCCCACCCAGAGCCAGCUGUGUCCCAUGCUCAGGCCCCGGAAGCCCCAAGGUCCUUCCUCCAGCUGGCUCUCUCUUCCCCGGGCCUUUAGAGGGUCAGGAGAGGGAGGUCUCUGUCUCCAAGCCGCGUGUCAGGGUCACAGUCGUGGAUCGAAGGCCCCAUGGAGCUGAACUGCAGCCCUCAGCGCCCGUUGCCGCCCUCCCUCGUCGUCUUUCCCCGUGUGUUCUGAGAGCCCGCGUCCUGGCUCCUGUCCGUCACCGUUCAUGAUCGAGAGCCUUGGGAAGAAGACCUGGCUCCUGACUCCCCAGACUGACACUGCCUGGGGAGGUCAGGAGGGAACUACCUCAUUCAGCAAAUCAGCCCUCAGUCAGUGCGUCCGAUCGUGUUUCCUAGUAGAUCAGCAUCCUCAGUAAAGUCUCCUCUCUAAAAGUCCCCAUCCCCCCCAGCCUUCACAUGCUCCCGCCUCCUUUCCACUCUUAAAGGGGCUGGGUCAGUGCUAUGUGGGGCAAGUCUUUGUCAUCACCCAGAUGGCUCGACCUGCUUGUGCAUGGUAGCAUUGGGAUCGCUGUCCUUUGUAUGGCUUUCUCUCAUUGGUGGUCACUGUACAGGCAUUGAAGACUCACAUGGCCACAGUAGAUCGUCACCCACUCGGCGGUGUCCUGCCACCUUGGCCUCUUAGCACCUUCUGCACAUUCCAGAGCCCUGUACCAUGCCCCUGCUAGGUGGGUUCUCGUACCACCCUCUCCUUUCUUUAUCUCCCAGUGUCUGAAAAACCUGGUCUGAGUGCGACUUAGGAAGCUGUGAGGGCUGCCUCCGGGACCUUGCUCCUCCCUUUUUCCUUUUCCUGACCGCAGCAAACAUGGUCUCUGUCAUGUUAAGUCUUGAGCACCAGUUCAAAAGAACCAGAAGAAGAAAAGGGACCUGCAGGAGGUCGUGCAGCUGGCAAGGGGCAGAUCCCGGCCUGGAGCCCAGGCCCAGAGACCCGACCCCUCUGUCUUACUUAAGCUUCCCUGCUGAUGACAGGGUGAGUGGAUUCGCAGGACCCGUUUUUCCCGAGAGCACAGAAUUCUAAGAGCACAACUCACUGGUCUCUCAGUCUUACAUGCCAGUGACUGAUGACUUACUAAUCUUGGAUCUUUUGGUACCUCUUUCAUUAAGUCAGAAGCGUUCUCUCAUAGUUCAUGGUAGAACGAUGCCAAAUAUACUAAAGCAAACCAAACUCUGUCGCUUUUCCUAUUGAAGCAUCUCAAUCAAAAAGGUCAGUGAGAAGGCCUUCACCAACAUGAGUCUGUCCAUGGCACGGAGAACCACUCCUGGACCUGGGAUUGGGCCAUGACACCAGCCACCAACGUCAGGGUGUUAUUUCUUGGUGUCUUUAUUAAAAACAGGUGCUAGUAGUAAUUGCUUUGUGGCUUAGUAAACUAAUUUGUGGAUGAUUUCCAAAUAUUCAAAGCCAAGAGCCUUGUUAGGAACACAGAUAUUUUGAGUGGUUAUGCUCAUGCAUUUUGUCUUCUCAUUUCCAUCUGAGGUUUCCAGGGUCCUCUGUCCCUCCCUGGGACAGAGGACAUGUUCUUGCCUCUUCCAGGGUAGGCUGAGCUGGUCCAGGUGGGCCAGUCUGUUUUCUGAUGUCACUUGUUCCCCCUCGUCACCUCACUUCAGUCUCAUUAACUUUUUCACAUGCCCCCUUUCUGUUUUGCUGCCCUCCUUUAUUCAUGCAUCGGCGUUUAGCUAAAGCCAAGCAAUGUGCUAAGAUCUGAGGACAAGAUAUGGGCUUGUCAUCAGGAAAGCCUGUGAUCUGUUAUUUUGUGUAGGUUAUCUUUUUCCCAGUAUGCCUGCAGGUUAGUAACAUUAGCAUUUGCAUACAGGUACUCUCUGCAGAAUGUGGGCUUGCAGAGAUACUGCCUGGAGUGCCAAUAGAUUUGCAUUCAUUCGUUAGUCCUGUUUUUUAGCAGAUACUUGGGAUAAGCCAGGCACUGUGCAGGGUUCUAGAAAUGUAGCUGCAUACAAAACUGGCACUCCCCCGUCUCCUCUGUUCCCCAUGUUAACAGGGGCAUAGUUUGACCUUUCUGGAGAACAAGAGCAUUUAACCUUCCACAUCUCACCCACUGGCAGCCUGCAAUUCUAGUACAAACUACUGCCAUGAGGCC